UUGCUUGCUUCUCAUCUCUCCUUUUAAGUUAGUCCCCCAUAGCAAUGACUUUAUAACAGUUGCAUAACAGCAUCUGUCAGACCACAAAGAGACCCCAAAACAGAACCCUCUCCCCAGGAAAAAAAAAAAUGAAGCCAUGGCCUGAAAUUGUUAUAUAUCCACAACCACCAUUGCUACCAUUCAAGGCAAAUGACAUUUCUUCUUCUUCUUCUUCUUCUUCUUCUUCUUCUUCAUAAUCUCCUUGUUCUUUCUCUUCCCUUUCUGCAAUGUCCAUGGUGAAUGUAGACAUUGCUUCCCUUUCUCUCAGUCCCAGCAACAACUAUGGGAGAGGAGAACCUUUCCCUACCACCUCUCUUUUCCCUUACAUCAACAACAAGGGCUCCACUGAGUACACUAUUUCGAAUGAAGACAAUGUUGCUAAUGGGACCAAGGAGUGUGGAGACAGCAGUGGGCAGUCAAAGCUAUGUGCAAGGGGACAUUGGAGGCCAGCUGAGGAUUCAAAGCUCAAGGAACUUGUUGCCCUCUAUGGCCCUCAGAAUUGGAACCUCAUUGCUGAGAAGUUGGAAGGCAGAUCAGGGGAAGAGCUGCAGAUUGAGGUGGUUUAACCAGUUGGAUCCAAGGAUAAACAGGAGGGCAUUCAGUGAAGAUGAGGAAGAGAGGCUAAUGCAGGCUCAUAGGGUUUAUGGGAACAAAUGGGCAAUGAUAGCUAGGCUGUUCCCAGGGAGGACUGACAAUGCUGUGAAGAAUCAUUGGCAUGUGAUUAUGGCUAGGAAGUAUAGGGAGCAGUCAAGCGCCUAUAGGAGGAGGAAGUGGGUGCAAAGCAACAGUCCUACUGCUUCAGCUGGUAGAACAGAAGUUGGUGCUAAUGUGGUUUCUCCUUACCAAAUUGGAGACGACUUCAUUAAUGGGGCAAAUGGAGGAGGAGGAAGAGGAGAUGGAGGAAUAAUCAAAGGUGCCCCUCAGCACAUUAAUGGAGUUUGUGCUCAGCAGCAGACAACCUUUGAUUUCUUUCCUGGUCCCAAGAACAAUGACAUGAUGAUAAUGGGGAUGUUGAGCCAGACCAGAUCUUGUUGGGAUCACCAUUUCAACCUUUCUUCUCCUCCUUGUGCUUCUUCUUCUUCUCCAUCUCCCCACAACGGCAACAUCAGCUACAGCUACAGCAACUGUGAUAUGAAUGUGGGUAUGCAACAGCCAAAUUACUCCUUAAACCAUGUGGUGAAUAUUUGUUCUUCAUCAGGAGAUCAGCAAGGGAAAGGUGCUGCUACUAGUAAUAGUAGUAAUAAUCAUAACAGUAGUGGAAGUGGGCAUUUUGAGACCAUUGCACCACCAUUCAUUGACUUUCUUGGGGUAGGAGCCACAUAAUGAACUUGUUCUCUUUUUGUUUUGUUUUGUGGACAAGGAAAGAAGAAGAAAGAGGCCUUGUUGUGGAUGUGCUCCAAUAUUAUUGAGAGGCCAUUUGGGGUGGAAAAAAGAUGGAAGUUGGUAAAUGUUGAUAGGGUGUCCUCUUUAAAAACGUUCAAAUGAUCUUUAGAUUCUUUAUACAUUUGAUUUUCUUUUUUCUUAACAUAUACUCAAUAACAAAA
Molecule: messenger RNA, 1583 nt
Organism: Linum tenue
Lineage: Eukaryota; Viridiplantae; Streptophyta; Magnoliopsida; Malpighiales; Linaceae
Source: the annotation of a GenBank genome assembly